AUGUUUGCUCGCAAUUUAUUGAGACAAGGAGCCAAGUCCAGAGUCGCUCUUGCGAACAUCUCAAGCAGAAGACUGUAUCAUCCAAAGGUGAUCGACCAUUAUCAGAACCCAAGAAAUGUGGGAACGAUGGAUAAGAAUCUGAAUAAUGUCGGAACUGGUCUCGUCGGUGCGCCGGCAUGCGGAGAUGUGAUGAGAUUGCAGAUCAAAGUUAACGAUGAGACCGGAGUUAUUGAAGAUGUCAAGUUUAAGACGUUUGGCUGCGGUUCGGCCAUUGCAUCCUCGUCCUUUGCCACCGAACUGGUGAAGGGCAUGACUCUUGAAGAGGCUGCCAACAUUAAGAACACGAUGAUUGCAAAGGAGCUUUCUCUUCCUCCAGUGAAGCUGCACUGUUCCAUGCUGGCCGAAGAUGCAAUCAAGAGCGCAAUCAAAGAUUACAAGGCCAAGAGAGGCAAUCGCAAGCCAACUAUGUAG
This is a messenger RNA of Ogataea haglerorum, 471 nucleotides long. RefSeq lists its product as uncharacterized. Lineage: Eukaryota; Fungi; Ascomycota; Pichiomycetes; Pichiales; Pichiaceae. Gene Ontology annotation, biological process: intracellular iron ion homeostasis; iron-sulfur cluster assembly. Bases 1 to 471 code for a protein of 156 amino acids. Gene Ontology annotation, cellular component: mitochondrial matrix; cytoplasm. The record is from RefSeq and is a predicted model, not a curated record. The transcript has a single exon. Gene Ontology annotation, molecular function: ferrous iron binding; 2 iron, 2 sulfur cluster binding.